Bombus pyrosoma is the source of this 489-nucleotide messenger RNA. Its product is annotated as cytochrome c oxidase subunit 6A1, mitochondrial-like. Gene Ontology annotation, cellular component: mitochondrial inner membrane. Gene Ontology annotation, biological process: mitochondrial electron transport, cytochrome c to oxygen. Gene Ontology annotation, molecular function: enzyme regulator activity. The coding region runs from base 62 to 400 and encodes 112 amino acids. NCBI's taxonomy places the organism in Eukaryota, Metazoa, Arthropoda, Insecta, Hymenoptera, Apidae. The record is from RefSeq and is a predicted model, not a curated record. The transcript is spliced from 3 exons.
GUAAUUGAAUAAAAUCAGUAUCUGUACUUUUCCCUUGUGUUCUACUCCUCUUCCUCGCAAAAUGUCGAAGAUACUAAGGGUAGGCCAAUUUGGCCGUACUUUCACACGGGGUAUGGCAGAAUAUAUAAAAACAGUGGAACAACGUGAACAUCCUGUUUCCAACGAUACUGUUAAAAUAUUUAAGCUUAUCACCUAUUUUGUGGGUGUUCCUUUAUUGGGAGUUGCUAUGGUUAAUUGUUAUAUCAAAAUUCUUGAAGAAAAUCAUGAACCAGCACCAGAGUUCAUUCACUAUCCAUAUAUGAAAAUAAUGAAUAAGGCUUUCCCAUGGAAGGAUGGAAAACAUUCACUCUUUCAUAAUGCGAAAAAAAAUUAUGUACCUGGUAUUGGUUACGAAGAGUAACUAUUUAAUAGAAUUAAUAUAUAGUUUGUAUGUGUUUAAUCUGUAUUGCUGAAAACAUAAGAAAAUAAAUUUGAAUUUAGUGAAGUGUA